Molecule: messenger RNA, 1179 nt
Organism: Vairimorpha ceranae
Lineage: Eukaryota; Fungi; Microsporidia; Nosematidae
Product: 26s proteasome regulatory subunit 8
Exons: 1
Coding region: 1-1179 (392 amino acids)
Biological process (GO): proteasome-mediated ubiquitin-dependent protein catabolic process
Cellular component (GO): proteasome regulatory particle, base subcomplex
Molecular function (GO): ATP hydrolysis activity; proteasome-activating activity; ATP binding
Source: RefSeq, a predicted model, not a curated record
AUGUCAACAUCUUAUUGUAGAGAUUUUUAUGUAAAUGAAAUAGAUAAAAUUGAUGUAUUAAUUGAAAAAAAGAAAAAGUCAUUGUUACAUUUGGAGCAAGAAAGAUCAGAAUUAAAUAAGCAAAUAAGGAUUUUAAGGGAAGAAAUUUCUAUAGUGCAAGAACCGAGUAGUAAUGUAGGAACUGUAUCAGAGAAGAUGGGGAAUAGACAAGUAAUUGUGAAAACAAGCCCCGAUGGAAAGUAUUUGGUAAAAGUUGAACCACAUGUUAAUUACGAUGAAUUAAAACCGGGUGUUCGUGUUGCCCUUAGAAGUGACAGCUAUGAGGUGCAUAGAAUUCUUCCUCUAAAAGUCGAUCCUCUUGUAUCUUUAAUGAUGGUAGAGAAAGUCCCAGAUUCCACAUAUGCUAUGAUUGGUGGAUUAGAUGAGCAAAUAAAAGAAAUUCAAGAAGUUAUAGAACUUCCUAUUAAACAUCCUGAACUCUUUGAAAAUCUCGGUAUUGCCCAACCAAAAGGAGUUCUUCUUUAUGGGCCACCCGGUACAGGAAAAACUUUAUUAGCCAGGGCUGUAGCUCAUCACACAAAAUGUAAGUUUAUUCGAGUCUCUGGUUCAGAAUUAGUACAAAAGUACAUUGGAGAAGGAUCUAGACUUGUUAGAGAGUUAUUUGUGAUGGCAAGAGAACAUGCUCCUUCAAUAAUAUUUAUGGAUGAAAUUGAUUCUAUUGGAUCUUCUAGAACAGAUUCUUCUUCAGGAGGAGACAGUGAAGUACAAAGAACUAUGUUAGAACUUUUAAAUCAACUUGACGGGUUUGAGUCUCAACAAAAUAUUAAGGUGAUAAUGGCCACAAAUAGGAUUGAUAUAUUAGAUUCUGCGUUAUUGCGUGCUGGUAGAAUUGAUAGGAAAAUUGAAUUUCCACAACCUAAAGAAUCUGCUAGAUUAGAAAUUUUAAAAAUACAUUCUAAAAAGAUGAAUCUUACAAAAGGCAUUGAUUUGGAUUCUAUUUCUAGAAAGCUUGUAGGUUCUUCUGGUGCAGAAGUUAAGGCUGUCUGUACAGAAGCUGGUAUGUUUGCAUUGAGGGAGCGAAGAGUUCAUGUGACACAAGAAGAUUUUGAACUGGCUGUUUCGAAGGUGAUGAAAAAGGCUACAGAUACUAGUAAUGACUUAAGAAAGUUAAUGAAAUAA